UUCACAGCCCAGACUGAGCUGGCACCUCUGGGACUGACCCAGCUGCUGGAGUCACCGAUGUCCCCAGCAGCAACGCCUGCCAGGACCUGUUGGAGUCACCUCCCAUCACUUCUGUCCAGGAUUCACACACAGCUCGUGCCCCUCCCAGCCCCACACCACCCCUCUCUCCCUGCCCCUGCCUUGGGUGGUCUUUCCUCCAAAACAGGUGGUCCCAGCAGUGGAGAGAGACACCCCAGCCACACCCACACAAAGCAUCCCCUGAGGAGGUUGUAGCUGCAGAGAGACCCAGCUGCCAUGGCCUCUGCCGUGCCCGACAAGCAGGAGGUUGCCCAGAGCUCCCCAGAGGUGGAGAAAGAGCAAGAGGCUGCAGUGAAGGAGGUGGCUGAUCUGAGCCUGGUGAGCUCUGCCUGUGACGUGGUUUCUGCAGCUUAUGCCUCCACCAAGGAGAGCCACCCCUGCCUGAGGUCUGUGUGUGACGCUGCAGAGAAGGGAGUGCAGAGUGUGACCGAGGCCACGGCCAGCUGUGUGCUGGCCACCCUGGAGCCCCACGUCGCUGCAGUGAGUGAGUAUGCUGCCAAGGGUUUGGAUAAACUGGGGGAGAAGCUGCCACUCCUUCCAAAGCCAGUGGAACAGAUUCUCUCUGACACAAAGGAGCUGCUGUCAUCCAGGGUGGCUGAGGUGAAGGAGGCUGUGAGCAGCAAAGUGCUGGAGGUGCUGGAUGCCACCAGGGAGACUCUGCAGGGCAGCGAGGGGGCUGCCACACCUGCAGUGACCAGUGCUGCUGGGCUGGGGCCUGCAGUGGCACACAUGGGUGUCUGUGGAGCAGAGGCUGUGCUGGGGACAGCAGAAGGUGACUCUCUCCCCAUUGGGAAUGAGGAGCUAGCCCAGCUGGCAGAGCGUGAGGAGGGCGUGGACGUGCUGCCCCUGCAGCAGCAGCGGGAGCACAGGAGGUACUUUGUGCGCCUGGGCGCUCUCUCGGAGGAACUGCGCCUCUUCGCCCACCUGCACUCCACAGCCAGGAUCAAGCAGGUCUGGCAGGGCAUGCAGGGGGCCCUGGCACAACUCCACUGCAUCCUGCAGCUGGUUGAGGCGUUUAAGCAAGGAUUUAAUCAAAAGCUUCAGGAGGGGCAGGAGAAACUACAGCAGAUGUGGCUGGACUGGAGCAGGAAGUAUCUCAGAGAGAGUGGAGAUGAAAGCCCUGCAGAGCCAGAGGAGAUGGAGUGUCUGACGCUGCUGAUGGCACGCAGGCUCACCCAGCAGCUGCAGCUCACCUGCUCGGGGGUGGUGGCUGCCAUGCAGGGCCUUCCCUGCAGCCUGCAGGACAAGCUGAAACAGGCUCUGGGUGCCACCAAGGAGCUGCAUGCUGCUUUCUCAGAGGCAAACUCCUUCCAGGACUUGUCCAGCAGUGUCCUGACCCGGAGCCAGGGGGAGCUGGCUGUGAUCCAGGAGUACAUGGAGGAGCUGCUGGAUUACCUGAAGAACAACACCCCUCUGUCCUGGCUGGUGGGGCCCUUCUCCCCCAGGGAGGAGGAGAAGGAGAAUCAAUCCCCCCGGGAGGAGGAGGAGGAGGCAGCAGGAGCUGGGCACCUGGAAACCUCCAGCACCCCCAUGUAAAGGAUAAAACAAUAAUUGCUGUUGGCAUUAAACCCUCAGUAAGUGGAAA
Molecule: messenger RNA, 1663 nt
Organism: Vidua chalybeata
Lineage: Eukaryota; Metazoa; Chordata; Aves; Passeriformes; Viduidae
Product: perilipin-3-like
Exons: 8
Coding region: 295-1614 (439 amino acids)
Biological process (GO): positive regulation of triglyceride storage; lipid storage
Cellular component (GO): lipid droplet; cytosol
Source: RefSeq, a predicted model, not a curated record